Molecule: messenger RNA, 914 nt
Organism: Octopus bimaculoides (California two-spot octopus)
Lineage: Eukaryota; Metazoa; Mollusca; Cephalopoda; Octopoda; Octopodidae
Product: growth/differentiation factor 8
Cellular component (GO): extracellular region
Molecular function (GO): growth factor activity; cytokine activity
Source: RefSeq, a predicted model, not a curated record
GUAUUCUUUCAUAUUAUGGUGUCAAACUCUUCCUUCUCCAACUUAACAAAUACGUUCCAGUUUUCACUGAAGCUUUUACCAUACAUGUAUUCAAUUAAGAAAGCAAUUUUGUGGUUGUAUUUACGACCCGUGCAGACUGCAGAAGAAGAAGAGUUCACGGUACUUGAGGUAAAUUGUCUAUCGACAAAUAAGUCUCUACGGACACGCAAAGUGAAGCUGGAGAGAAACAGCGAAGGCAAAGGGAAGUGGAUUACUUUUGAGACGACCAAACUAAUAAAGAAGCGGCUAAUUGCGAAAGAUGAGAACAUCCCAAUGCAGGCGACGGCCAAUAAUAAAUACGGUGUCAACCACAUUGUGCUCCUGUCUGACUACCACGAAAGCAGAGGAUAUAAACCGUAUUUGGAAAUCCAGAUGGUUCCAAACCGACGCAAAAGAAGUAAAAGAGGAGUUGGACUCCAGUGUGAUGCCACCAAAGUUGAGAACCGUUGCUGUUUGUAUCCAAUGGAAGUUACUUUCGCUGAUUUUGGAUGGAAUUGGAUAAUAAUUCCAUCAACAUAUCGUGCCAAUUAUUGCUCUGGGGAAUGUGAUAUCAAAUUACUACAGGAUUACGCACACACCUCCAUGGUCUCGAACCUGAAACAAAACAGUUCGCAGAUUAUCUGUUGUACCCCGACAGCUCUUAGUUCCCUAUCGCUGCUUUACUUCAACGAUGAUGCAGUCAUCGAACAAAGAGACUUGCCUAACAUGAUAGUUGAUAGCUGUGGUUGUAGAUAAACUUUAGUGGUGGCCUAAUUAACAACAAACAGCAAACAAACAAACAAACAAACAAACAAACAAGCACCAAACGAACAAACAAACAACAACAACAACAACAACAACACUGCUACUACCACCACCACCACCACCACCACCAC